AUGAUACAAUUAACUCUACGAACAGAUGCUAUUGAAGGACUCUGUGCUGCUAUCUCCUACUUCAUAGAUGCAAUGGCUGUAUUCAAAGAGAUUAAUAUGUGCUUCCUCUUUGAAAAGGCUCCUGCAAACCAGGCUAUUCACAUUUUUGCAGCCACCACUGGCAUUGACCCAAGCGGCGGCACUGCCUCUUUCCUCAUUGACUCACCAUUCAUUGACAUUGUCAACACGCCAGAUCCGGCUCGAAGAGGAGAUAAUUCGUCAAUCUUAUUAUCUGUCUAUUCCUCUACCUUGGUUCCUCUUAAAACUCUGUUGGAGCAUCACGGGGAGUACCCUCUAGUGAUAGAGUUUAAUGUUGUUGACGGUACCAGCUAUGCCGUUUUCUUGAGGUACCUCUCGUUAAUGAAGUUCAAGCAAGCGUUUGACAGUAUGUAUGUUUCCUCUCAGAUCCAUCUGAGUCUGAUCAGCGUUACAUAUGGACUUACGCCUCUACAAUAUUUAGUAGCUAUUACAUCUAUUUUUCAAUCUACUUACCCAAUUAGAUUGCACGCACAAAAAAAUGGUGGGCAGAAUCCGCUGGCAAGCGCUCUUACAAUUCGGCUUUUAAUGAAUAGUUGCUGUAGUCUAGUCUAUGGAUUGCCAGCAUUUUAUCCUAGAGUGCAUUUACCCAUCUUUUCCGUUGACGCAUCUGACGCAAGUUCAUUCCUGCGUCUUUUACGCAAAUCUAGUGGCCAUUCUGAUGGAAAUCACCUUUCACUAUCAACAAGCAUUUGUAGGACAGCAGAGGCAGAGUUUGAGCAGCUUCAAACGUCCAUCAAAGACAAGGUACCAGAGGUGCUUGAUUUACUACAUUGUCCGCAUACAUCUCAUGCACAACAACUGGCUGGCCUUGUUUGGGGUACACUCAAUACAUCCCUUCUGACUCUUAUGCAUUGCCCCAAGCUCCUUGUCCAGCUGGGAGGUGCCACAACCAAGGCGAUGCUGAAUGCAGUCACCACUCAGACCAAGCCAAUGCUUCAAGCGUCAGUGGAUGUGGACCAGAUUGCAUCGUGCAUUGCAGCAGCUCAGGGCCCUGAAGAAUGCUACUGUGCAUCCGAUCUUUUCACAUACUUUCAGUCUUCGCUUAAGUAUGCAUCUGCGUGCAUGUAUCUUCAAGGAGAAACAGCGCUGCGGUCGUUUCUUGAUCUACAAACGCAGUACCCAUCCAUCUCCUAUGAAGUAGUAUUGAGUGCUUCUAGCCAGGAGGUCCUGGCCAGAGAUCUUCAAAGCACAACUGGGGUCUUUGCAUCAUCUCUACCUGGAGUAGAGCUUCAUGUAAUGCGGCGCCUGGGACCACAAACAUAUGCAGUGGUGACAACCAAAGACCUUGUCAAUCAGUUUUUUUUCGCUUUUUCUGGUGCUUUCUUCCCCUCGUCACCUCCCACACAAAAGGAUAAAGCGACGAUGGACUAUAAGCAAGGGUACGAUAAUUAUACAGUUCCAUCUCUGAGUAUGCAAUGCACGUCCAGUGGCAGCGGUGGACAGCAGAUUAGACUUAAUGUCAAUCCGCAGCCGAUUAACUAUGUACACUCGCAAUCUCCUGUGGUUACCAGUAUAGAGCUGCAGCGGACCAAAAAUACUCCACAGGUAAAAGAGACUUCACCAACCAGCAUGUUUGGUGUCAGGACUCCACCUACCCCAAAGGAUGGUUCACCCAUCCUUGACGACGGUUCUGUCAAACUAGUGGACCAAACACCAAUCUACCUAUCGCAGCAAAGCCCCAGUUCUAAGGAUAUUUGUCUAGAUGCCUCUGGGAGUAUAGUUGCCACAUGCUUGAACAGUGUUGCCCAAGUAUCAUUAGGGAAAACUGCGGAUGAUGGUAAUAGUAUGACCCCUUUUCAAUCUACCCUCCUUACCAGAGACAAGUCAUUGCCCUCAACCAAUCAACAAGCAGGUUCUGUUGUAUCGACCCACCUAUCAGAUUGUCAAUCCGAACAUAAUCUUAUUUCCUAUAUUCUAGGGACGGACAGCGACAGUGGCAUUAGUGGGGAUAUUGAGUUCAUAAUGGAUGCACUGUUGUAG
Giardia duodenalis is the source of this 2058-nucleotide messenger RNA. RefSeq lists its product as uncharacterized. The transcript has a single exon. The coding region runs from base 1 to 2058 and encodes 685 amino acids. NCBI's taxonomy places the organism in Eukaryota, Fornicata, Diplomonadida, Hexamitidae. The record is from RefSeq and is a predicted model, not a curated record.